ACGAGCCCAAAAUGAUACAUAGUCUUACAUGAUCGGUCGUAGAUAGUGCAAAGGAGGUCCCACCAUAGCGCUUUCAAACUUGACUGGUUAUAUAUAUAUAUGGGCACAACAAGAACACCUGUUACUGAGGGGAGUGAGGGAGGAGAGACAUUGCAAGGUAGGUUUCCAAAACAUACUGGUGCAAGAUUCCCUAAAAUUCCUUGAAGAGGUCGCCAUUCGAGAUGACCUCGUGGCCCCUACAGACGUUGCUGCUACUCUUGUCAAUAGUUGCUAGGGCUUCGGCCUCAGGAAUGAUGAAGGAUUUGGAACUAUUGAACGAUACUUUAUUUGAGGAUUAUCGACCCGAAUUCCGACCUGCGUUUUACCUUAACGAAACUGUAGAGGUCAAAUUAGAGUACUAUCUCUACUCUGUCAUCGACUUCAAUGUCGUCUCGGAGGUCGUCUCAUUGGCCGGGUCGAUGAGGAUAAUGUGGAACGACUAUCGGCUGAAGUGGGACCCGUAUGAUUAUGGUGGGGUCGAAGGAAUGGUACUUCCGGCUAGCCAAGUAUGGCUCCCAAGGAUUGUCCUACUAAAUGCCGUGGACAGUAUAGAACAUAUUGGAUCAGAAGACUUCAGCGUGUUCGUCAUACACACGGGAGAAGUGUAUUGGAAUCCAGCUGUCAUAUUCAUGUCUUUGUGUCACGCGAACAUGCGUUCCUUCCCGAAGGACCACCAUACCUGUUUACUGAUCCUGAACAAUAUGAUUCACACGAAGACAGAGAUGAGACUCUCUGCACUUAACCACAAGGUAAAUAUGGGGUAUUAUACAAAGAACGGUGAGUGGGAUGUAACCUGGACAAAGAUGUCGGACAACUAUAGUAAAUAUAAAGAGCAAUCAGCCUCUUUCAUGACAAUAACUAUCGGCAUGGCCCGGAAGUCGGAAUACUUCAUAAUAAACGUGCUGAUUCCUGUGGCGGUUUUGUGUAUUCUCGAAUCAUUUGUGUUCCUGAUCCCCGUGGGAUCUAGUGAUCGGGUCUCCUUUUCAAUGACUCUAUUUUUAGCCUUGUCUGUCUACAUGUCAGUAAUGGGCUCGUUUCUACCGACGACCUCUGAACCGUUGCCAGGGAUGACGUAUUUCCUGUUGAUGUCCGUGAUACACAGUACAUUGGUUGUCCUGCUGACUAUAGUUACGAUUCGUCUGCACGAAAGAGAGGAUAUGCCGGGUAGAUUAGUUCGUUUGUACUGGCGAACAGUUGGGAGGAAAAAAAUGAAGAAACAAUACAAGAAUGACGACAAUUUAAACGAGAAUGUUCCAUUUGACGAUGGAAUUCAGGAAUCUACUGAGGUAUACGAAUCCAAAGUUCCAAAGAAAGGUUCCUUGCUGCAGGCUGUAGAUGUGUUUUUGUUUCUGUUAGCACUAACAAGCAUGCUAGUGAUGUGCAUUGUGUUCUACGUGGUCUACCUUAUGAAUAUAGAGGAGGAGGUAGUUGAUUUAGACUAAGCCUCUGUUACACAAUGCUACAUGUAUGAUUUUGGAAGCUGAACCCCUAAUGUGGAGUCCAAAGUACGUGCUUCGUUUCAUUGUGAUUGCCAGAAUUAAAACUUUAUGACAUUGUAGGAGAGUAAAGGAUAUGAGCUUACAUCAAAGAUAUUUCACUGUUGUAUUUUUGACCUUUCGCGCUUAGAUAAUGGGAUAAAGAUAUUACUUUUUAACUAAUAGUAUAACAGAGGUCAUUUACUGCAGGUUAUUACCGUGUAUUAAGACGGUUUGCUUAACCCCAAUAAACAUUUAAAUGAACCUGAUGUUUAUAAAUGAAAAGACGUAAUGUUAUUUUCUAGGAAAUAAAAUGUUUGUCGUCCGUCAUUGGUCUGUGAGAAGAGGAAAACAACGAAUAAAAUUAACAGAAUGUAG
Molecule: messenger RNA, 1892 nt
Organism: Pecten maximus
Lineage: Eukaryota; Metazoa; Mollusca; Bivalvia; Pectinida; Pectinidae
Product: neuronal acetylcholine receptor subunit alpha-3-like
Exons: 4
Coding region: 222-1481 (419 amino acids)
Biological process (GO): chemical synaptic transmission; monoatomic ion transmembrane transport; signal transduction
Cellular component (GO): synapse; membrane; neuron projection
Molecular function (GO): extracellular ligand-gated monoatomic ion channel activity; transmembrane signaling receptor activity; neurotransmitter receptor activity
Source: RefSeq, a predicted model, not a curated record